AUGUUCGAUUGCAGACCUUAUCAAUGGAGAUGGAGGACAAAGGCGGCGAUGGAUGAUUUGCGAUGGAGGAGGGCUGCACCGAUGAUGGCAGAAGGAGGAGCAAACGUUGGAGAAGACAAAAGUGGGAGAUGGAGAAAAGGUUGGGUUGUUCAUGAUGGACUGUUGAAAGCUUCAGAGCAGGAGAGCAAAAGGCACCAGUGGUCUAGUGGUAGAAUAGUACCCUGCCACGGUACAGACCCGGGUUCGAUUCCCGGCUGGAUAGUCGAUCAUCCCUAUUUGUUCACGAUUGAACUUCGCCAUGGUGGGAAGUUCACACUUUUUCCAAAUGUAAUAUAUGUUAAGGGGAAACUUACGUAUAUUGAUUUAGUUGAUAUAGAUGAGUUUUCAGUGCAUGAACUGAACGCUAUGAUGCUAGAACUAGGAUACAUGGUCCCCCCAGUAAUAUAUUAUCACUUCAGGAUUCCCAAUGAAGACUUGAUUUUUGGCCUUAGAGCUCUAGGUAAUGAUCAAGAUGUGUGUAACCUAGCUAAAUAUACUGGAGCUAACAAGGUGAUCCAGGUGUAUACUGAACAUGGCACAACCAACUUGGUUACAUACUUCAUGUCACCAAAUAAGAGAAAUAGUGUUGUCAUUGAAGAACUAAAUGAAGAAGAUGAGGUGGCAAUUGAACUAAAACAAAGAAAACAAAAAUUAGUUCAUGAUCCCCAACAUGAAAGUUGUAGUUCAUCAUUACCACUUGUGGUUUAUGGAGACAAGGAAGCACCAUCAAGUGAAAUCAGGGAUAAGCAAGACAAGGAAGCACCAUCAAGUGUGAUAAGAGAUAAUCAAGACAAGGAAGCACCAUCAAGUGUGACAAGAGAUAAUCAAGACAAGGAAGCACCAUUAAGUGUAACAAGAGAUAAUCAAGACAAGGGAGUACAACAAAAACAUGAGCUUGAUGCAAAAACUGUGUAUGUACCAAUUGGUUUAUCUGAAAUGUUGAAUGUAGACUUUGAUCCAUUUGAAGGGUUGCAUGAUAGUGAUAACAACAACAAAACAGACCCUACAACAAUCCACCUUGGUAGUGACUAUCAAGAAUUUGAUCAAGAUAAUGGGGGUUUAUUUGAUGGUCAAGCAGAUGAGUUCAAUUAA
Lactuca saligna is the source of this 1131-nucleotide messenger RNA. The record is from the annotation of a GenBank genome assembly. NCBI's taxonomy places the organism in Eukaryota, Viridiplantae, Streptophyta, Magnoliopsida, Asterales, Asteraceae.